GACACCUUCACAUCGUCUUUGCCACUCCCCUCCUCUCCCUUGCCUUAGGUCCCUCCCUGCAGUGCAAGCCACAGCUUUUGCGUCUCAGUGCAGUUUUUCGAACCGCCCUCCAGCUAUUUGGCCGCCUGCACAGACAGCGUAGUGCGUCGUCGUGACGUUUCGCGCCUCGCUCAAGCAAGACAUUUCAUCUGCAAAUUCGGCCCGCCACGACGACAACCCACAACCAACGCUGACGCCUGUCGUUCAUCUGCCGUCUCCCGAUUCUCCUGCAGCUCCCGAAUUGGCCAACGGGCUGCGACAUGUCGACGUACGAUGGCGAGCGGCCUCUGACCGCCGACGAGCGCAACCCGUAUGCGUCGGCCAGCCGCUGGCGGCACCAAGAGUCGUCGGCCUUUGCGAACCACGCUGCAGCGCGAAGCCCUGUGCAGCACCAUGGCAGCACAGGCGAUCUCGCCGACUUUCUGAACUCGUCACGCAUUGAGGGCCCCGAUAGCGAUUCUCGAAGCGCCCACAGCGUGGGAAGACAUGUGCCCCUCACUGUUGCUGCCAGCGCCUUGAGCCCCCUCGGCGCAAAUCUCGAUGACACCGUGAAUGAAUCGCAGGAGUUCGAGGCGCCAGACGGCAAGGAAAUUGUUUGCGGACCUCUGCUAAACUACCGUCGCAUGGACAAGGGCCGCUGGUUUGGAAGCGUCUUGGUCGUUGUUCGAGGUGGUGGCAAGACGCCGCUGCACCAGCCCUUCUUGACGUUGCGACCAGCUUCGCGCGCACACCAACUCGAGCAUACGGCGCAAGACAAUGCCAAUGGCACCGACUUAUCGAACGGAGAAGCCGAGGGAACCCGAGUUGAGUCGCAUUGCCUCUACUCGGACCCGCGAAACACCUUCUGGGCGUUCGAUAUCGAGGUGCCGAUCGAAGCUACCGAGACCAGCUACGAAUAUGAAAUCCCGGAAAUGCGAUUUUCUAGCGAGCACAAGCCCCGAACGAACGCCUUCUUCGUCCCUGCCGCCACCGAGUCUAUGCGCAUGAUGUUCCACUCGUGCAACGGCUUCAGCGUCGGCACCGACGAGGAGGCCUGGAGCGGCCCAGCUCUGUGGAAUGAUGUCGUACGAAAACAUAGAUCGGUUCCCUUCCAUGUUAUGCUAGGAGGAGGAGAUCAAAUCUACAAUGACGGUAUCCGCGUCGAUGGCCCGCUUCGCCCGUGGACCAACAUCAACAAUCCCAAGAAGCGCAGGGAUUAUCCCUUCUCCGAGAAGCUCCGUUCAGAGUGCGACGACUACUACCUCAAGAACUACAUCCGCUGGUACAACACGGCGCCGUUUGCGACCGUCAAUGGGCAGAUUCCUCAGGUCAACAUCUGGGAUGAUCAUGACAUUAUUGACGGCUUUGGAUCCUACACGGAUCACUUCAUGCGUUGCGACGUUUUCCGAGGGAUCGGUGGCACUGCGCACAAGUAUUAUAUGCUUUUCCAGCAUCAUAUGCCGCCGCCGCCAUCCACUUACACAACAGACUAUGCCGCGGUAGCAGAAGCAACAGGAAGGGUCGAUCCGAACCAACUCAUCGAUACAUAUGUGGCGCCCCAAAAGACUGAACCUCAGUAUAUUCUUGGCACCAAACCCGGACCGUAUGUGGCGGAACACUCGCACAAUCUUUAUGCUCGACUCGGCGCACGAAUUGCACUCCUUGGGAUCGACGCGAGAACUGAGCGAACGCGACAUCAGGUCAACUAUCCAGAGACAUACGACGUCAUCUUUGACAGAUUGCGAUUUGAGUUGCAAGCGGCGGCAAAUUCGGGGCAGCCCAUCAAGCACUUGAUCCUGUUGCUUGGAAUUCCUAUCGCGUACCCUCGAUUGACGUGGCUGGAGAACAUCUUCCGAAGCCCCUUGAUGGGUCCCGUGAAGCUUCUGAACCGUCGAUUCGGUGUCGGUGGUGGUCUUUUCAACCAGUUUGACGGUAGUAUCGAUCUUCUGGACGACCUGGACGAUCACUACACCGCCAAGACUCACAAAAAGGAACGACACGAUUUGAUGGUGGCGCUUCAGGACGUGUCUGCCGAAUUUUCCGUGCGAGUGACGAUCCUAGGAGGCGAUGUGCAUCUGGCGGCAUUGGGACGUUUCUACUCCAAGCCGGACCUAGAAAUUCCAUCAGAGGAGGACCAUCGCUACAUGGUCAACGUCGUCUCGUCGGCAAUUGUUAACAAGCCCCCUCCACAAGCAGUUGCGAACCUGCUUGCCCGCCGGAAUAAGAUUCACCACCUGAACCAUAAGACGGAUGAGACAAUGCUGGAUCUCUUCAACAAGGAUCCGGGCGAGUCAACCAAGACGGCCAGCCAUAACAACUGCACGAUGCCGAGCCGCAACUUUGCAUCUAUUACAGAGAACUCGCCCAACAACGUGGGCACACACACCAACGGAAACGUGGCUGGUCCCGAUGGGAGUGAGGUCGAAGGCGACGCGCCAUCGUUCUUGGGCAAGGACGGCCACAGCUUUUUGCACCAGGGUGAGACGGGAUCCGGAACAAACCACAAGGCGGCAUCGCGGGAGACCCACGGAGCGGGCAACGACGGGACGCUGGACGUGUGCAUCAACGUGGAGAUUGACCAACACGACCCAGAUGGCCGGACCGAGAUGUACGGAAUGACUGUGCCGCUGCUGGACUAUGUGAAGAGAGACGAGCCCGAGACGCCUCCGGCAACGGCCGUACCACAGUAGCUGUGGGGUGCCUGAGUUCGGUUGUGGUGAUUUUGGGAGAUGAUUAAGGAGACGUUGUCUUGUCUUAUCUAUGUAAUAACGGCCGCAACCGGGAAUGGGAAUGGAGGUGGUGCAAUACGGGCGGAUGAUGUGGGUCGGGAUGAAGAGUCCGAUGAUGGUUGACACAGGGCUUGGAAUAAGCCUGGAUGAGCCGAAGGUGGAGACGACCAGCACCAGAGCCGCAGUGUAUUGACAAUGGCAUUAGCGGUGGUUACCCAGUGGAGAAGGAGCUAUUACGAUAGAGCUCUUCUCACCUCAUGUUUAUGCACUGUAUAGAUAGUACACCGUAUAUAGUUCAGAUGUUGUGGAUUGUGAUACCUUGGAGGAUUUCGAGACAGACUGGGGGAUAAGAGAGACUCUCACGUGGAUAUUCUGGAGAAGGAAGCCAGUGUUGAUUGGUGGCCGAGUCUUUUGUUAUAGUAAAUCAUACCCUCUUGACUGC
This is a messenger RNA of Ilyonectria robusta, 3189 nucleotides long. RefSeq lists its product as uncharacterized. Lineage: Eukaryota; Fungi; Ascomycota; Sordariomycetes; Hypocreales; Nectriaceae. The record is from RefSeq and is a predicted model, not a curated record. The coding region runs from base 300 to 2708 and encodes 802 amino acids. The transcript is spliced from 6 exons. Gene Ontology annotation, cellular component: membrane.